GCAUUCACAUACUCCCCCUGUUUUCAGAUACUCCCUCUACGUGCAGAAACUCCCCUGCAUUCAGAUACUCCCCUGCAUGUAGAUACUCUUCUGCAUUCAGACACUCCUCUGUUUUUAGAUAUUCCCCUGGGUUCAGAUAAUUCCGCGAGUGCCAAAACUCCUACAUUUAGAUACUCCUUUGCAUGUAGAUACUCCCCAUGCAUUCAUAUACUCCCCAGUGUUCAGCUACUCCCCAUGCAUUUAGAUACUCCCCUACAUUCAGAUACUCCCCAAGCAUUCAGAUACUCUGUUGCAUGCAGACAGCCCCCCUGCAUUCCAUAGUCCCCCUGCACGCAGAUACUCCCCAUGCAUCCACAUACUCCCCCUGUUUUCAGAUACUCCCUCUACGUGCAGGUACUUCCCUGAAUGCAGACACUCCCCUGCUUUCAGAUACUCCCCGGUGUUCAGAUACUUCCCUGCAUGUAGAUACUCUUCUGCAUUCAGACACUGCCCUGUUUCUAGAUAUUCCCUUUGGUUCAGAUAAUUCCGCGAGUGCCGAAACUCCUACAUUUAGAUACUCCUUGGCAUGUAGAUACUCCCCCCUGCAUUCAUAUACUCCCCAGUGUUCAGCUACUCCCCAUGCAUUUAGAUACUCCCCAUGCAUUCAGGUACUCUGUUGCAUGCAGACAGCCCCCCUGCCUUCCAUAGUCCCCCUGCACCCAGAUACUCCCCAUGCAUUCACAUACUCCCCCUGUUUUCAGAUACUCCCCCUACACGCAGGUACUUCCCUGAGUGCAGACACUCCCCUGCAUUCAGAAACUCCCCUGUUUUUAGAUACUCCCCUGGGUUCAGAUAAUUCCGUGAGUGCGGAAACUCCUACAUUUAGACACUCCUUGGCAUGUAGAUACUCCCCCUGCGUUCAGAUACUCCCUAGAGUUCAGCUACUCCCCAUGCAUUUAGAUACCCCUCCUACAUUUAGAUACUCCCCAAGCACUCAGAUACUCUGUUGCAUGAAGACAGCCCCCCUGCAUCCCAUAGUCCCCCUGCAUGUCGAUACUCCCCAUGCAUUCACAUACUCCCCCUGUUUUCAGAUACUGCCCCUACACGCAGGUACUUCCCUGAAUGCAGACACUCCCCGGUGUUCAGAUACUUCCCUGCAUGUAGAUACUCUUCUGCAUUCAGACACUCCCCUGUUUUUAGAUAUUCCCCUGGGUUCAGAUAAUUCCGCGAGUGCCAAAACUCCUACAUUUAGACACUCCUUGGGAUGUAGAUACUCCCCCCUGCAUUCAGAUACUCCCCUGCACGCUGAUACUCCCCUUUGCUCAGAUACUCCCCUGCAUGCAGAUACUCCCUCUGAGUACGCUAACGAAAAGCUGUGACAACUGUUCCUCAGAGA
Molecule: messenger RNA, 1375 nt
Organism: Myotis brandtii (Brandt's bat)
Lineage: Eukaryota; Metazoa; Chordata; Mammalia; Chiroptera; Vespertilionidae
Exons: 2
Coding region: 198-1358 (386 amino acids)
Source: RefSeq, a predicted model, not a curated record